GGGGAAAAAGACAAAACCGAGAAUGGCAUCAUAAGGGCAGAGUUCGCAAUUUUCCAGGCUCAGCUUAGAAGCCCCGGUAUAAAAACAGAGCAAUCAAUCCAUUACCAGAGUCACGCACUCACUCACUCUGCCGGCCUUGUAUUUGUUUCUCCAUCCAUACAGAACAGGGGCGGGAGCUCCGAGGCAGGCAGGCUGAAGAUGGCCAUGCCGUGCGUACUUUUUCUUCUUCUUCUUCUACAAUGUCUGGCUUUCAAUCAAGCAGCUGGAGCCAUGGCUUCUGGCGGGGAGCAGCCGCUUGCCCAGAUUGGCAUCCACCGUGCUGUCUUCGCUCUCCACGGAAACGCUUCUAUCAAAGCAAAUCACUCCCUUCUCGGCACCAAGGGAGAAGACAGUGAAUGGGUAACUGUAAAAUUCCGUAUUCCCACGGCUUCCCCAGACUAUUGGAUUGCUGUGUUUUCUCCUGCCAAAUUCAACUCAUCAUCUUGUCCAGCAGGCGAUGAAAGGCGGGUGCAGCCGCCAUACAUAUGCUCUGCUCCAAUUAAGUACAAAUUUGCGAAUGAGUCCAGCUCCAAGUAUGUAAAGACAGGAAAGGGGUCUUUGAAAUUCCAACUCAUCAACCAGCGCCAGGACUUCUCUUUCGCUUUGUUUUCCGGUGGAUUAUCAAACCCAACCCUGGUGGCAGUCUCUGCGCCCAUUAGUUUCGCGAAUCCAAAGGCGCCCCUUUAUCCCCGCCUUGCUCAAGGGAAGUCCUGGAAUGAAAUGACAGUAACCUGGACGAGCGGCUACAACAUCGAUGAAGCUGUCCCUUUUCUUCAAUGGGGUCUGAAAGGAGAUACCCAAAUUCGAUCACCAGCUGGAACCCUAACGUUUAACAGAAACAGCAUGUGUGGCCCCCCUGCAAGAACAGUCGGCUGGCGCGAUCCUGGCUUCUUUCACACCAGUUUCCUCAAAGAUUUGUGGCCAAACUCGGUCUACACUUACAAGAUGGGUCAUAUGCUAUCCAACAAUGGAUCAAUCGUGUGGAGCAAGAGCUAUUCCUUCAAAUCAUCCCCUUAUCCAGGACAGGACUCGUUGCAGCGUGUCAUCAUUUUUGGUGACAUGGGGAAGGCUGAACGCGACGGCUCCAAUGAGUACAACAACUAUCAGCCAGGGUCACUCAACACCACAGAUACAUUGAUCAAGGAUUUGGACAAUUACGACAUUGUGUUUCAUAUUGGUGACAUCUCAUAUGCCAAUGGCUACAUCUCUCAAUGGGAUCAGUUCACACAAAUGGUGGAGCCCAUUGCAUCAACCGUGCCUUACAUGGUCGCCAGUGGGAAUCAUGAACGUGACUACCCAGGUUCCGGAUCCUUCUAUGACACGAAUGAUUCAGGUGGCGAAUGUGGAGUCGUAGCAGAGACGAUGUUCUACGUCCCAGCUGAGAACAGAGCCAAGUUUUGGUAUUCAACAGAUUAUGGGAUGUUCCAUUUCUGCGUAGCUGACACGGAACACGACUGGAGGGAAGGCUCUGAACAAUACAAGUUCAUAGAGAAGUGCCUUGCCUCAGCCGACAGACAAAAGCAGCCAUGGCUGGUCUUCAUAGCUCACAGAGUCCUCGGCUACUCUUCGAACUCCUUCUACGCGAUGCAAGGAUCGUUCGAGGAGCCCAUGGGUCGAGAUGACAUGCAGAAGCUGUGGCAGAAGUACAAAGUGGAUAUCGCAUUCUUUGGCCAUGUCCAUAACUAUGAAAGAACUUGCCCCAUCUACCAGAACAUAUGUGUGAACAAGGAGAAGACGCACUACUCGGGCACAGUAAAUGGAACAAUCAACGUUGUGGUUGGAGGUGGAGGGAGCCAUUUGUCAGAUUUCACUCCAUUGCAGACAUAUUGGAGCAUUUACAAAGACCACGACUAUGGGUUUGUGAAGUUGACAGCUUACAAUCAUUCCUCGCUUCUAUUCGAGUACAAGAAGAGCAGCGAUGGAGUGGUUUAUGAUUCAUUCACCAUUUCGAGGGACUACAGGGAUGUUUUGGCUUGUGUCCAUGACGGAUGUGAAGCAACUACAUGGGCCAUGUGAAGCACACACAUUAUACUCAUACGUACAAUACAGUUCGAAAUUUUUGGUAGAAAAUUGUAGUCCACCUCAGUCUUGAUCGUGCAUACGAACACCAUAAUUAUAUGAAAAUUUAAUUUUCCAUUUUUUUUGUUAGCUUAAAUGCAUGUGUCCAGUUACAACUUGACGCCAAGAACAUGUACAGGAGAUACACAACCAGUUAAUCGUGUUCAAGUCCAAUACCUUUAG
Molecule: messenger RNA, 2280 nt
Organism: Linum tenue
Lineage: Eukaryota; Viridiplantae; Streptophyta; Magnoliopsida; Malpighiales; Linaceae
Source: the annotation of a GenBank genome assembly